Messenger RNA from Bactrocera oleae (olive fruit fly), 2111 nucleotides. Its product is annotated as maltase A3. The record is from RefSeq and is a predicted model, not a curated record. NCBI's taxonomy places the organism in Eukaryota, Metazoa, Arthropoda, Insecta, Diptera, Tephritidae. Gene Ontology annotation, biological process: carbohydrate metabolic process.
AUGGCUCGUCGAGUCUUCUUGGUAGUGACCUUAUUAGAUUUUUGUAGUUGUUCACUCACAUUUGCUGCAAAGUCUUGGUGGGAAACUGCCUCGUUCUAUCAAAUUUACCCGCGUUCGUUCAAGGAUAGCGAUGGCGAUGGUGUUGGUGAUCUGAAUGGUGUCACUAGUGUGUUACCAUAUCUGAAGGAGAUCGGUAUUGCUGGUACUUGGUUGUCGCCAUUCCUCGAGUCGCCCAUGGCUGAUUUCGGUUACGAUAUCUCCAACUUUACAGCAGUCGAUCCACUAUUCGGCACCAUGGAGGACUUCGAGCGCAUGGUGACCAAGGCCAAAGAGUUGGAUAUAAAAAUAAUUUUGGACUUUGUGCCAAAUCACUCGAGUGAUGAGUGUGUUUGGUUCAUCAAAUCGGCUGCUAGAGAUCCCGUUUAUAAAGACUAUUAUAUCUGGCAUCCGGGUAAGUUGGUGGAUGGCAAGCGCCAACCGCCAAACAAUUGGGUUAGCGUAUUUUACGGUUCGGCUUGGCAGUGGCAUGAAGAGCGUCAGGAGUACUACUUACAUCAGUUCGACAAAAAACAGCCGGAUUUUAAUUUUCGCAACCCCGAAGUGCGUGAAGCAAUGAAUAAUGUCUUACGGUUCUGGUUGGACAAGGGUGUCCCUGGUUUUCGCAUUGAUGCCAUCUACCACGCCUUCGAGAUUGAGGCUGAUAAGCGUGGUAACUAUGCAGACGAACCCGUGAGUGGUUGGAGUGACGAUCCACAGGAUUACGGGUAUGUUCGCCACAUUUACACGGUUGAUCAGUGGGAGACACCGCAUCUGGUGUAUGAGUGGCGUCAGAUCUUGAAAGAUUACCAAGUAAAACAUGGUGGAGACGAGCGUAUUUUGAUGGUCGAGACCUGGUCCCCCAUAGAUAUCGUCAUGCUUUACUACGGUAAUGAGACCGCAGACGGUGGUCAAAUACCCUUCAACUUCCAAAUGAUUUCUAAUUUGGGCAUGUAUUCCAAUGCUCAUCAUUACUCUGAACUGAUCAACAAAUGGUUCCAAUACAUGCUACCUGGUAGAACACCUAACUGGGUGAUCGGAAACCACGACAAAAAUCGUGUUGGUACGCGCUUUGGUGCUGAACGCAUUGACCUCUUCAAUAUACUCUUGCUCACACUGCCCGGUUGCAGUAUCAGCUACAACGGCGAGGAGAUCGGCAUGACUGACGUAUGGAUCUCCUGGGAGGAGACCGUCGACCCACAGGCAUGCAACAAUGAGCAAGAGGGUUAUGAGUGGCGUUCACGCGAUCCGGCACGUACACCCUUCCAGUGGAGCGACAUUGCGAAUGCUGGUUUUACCACGGGCCAAAGUACUUGGCUACCCAUCGCAGAAGACUACAAGCUCGUCAAUGUGAAACGGGAGCGCGGUGUAGCCUUGAGUCAUUUAAAUGUCUUCAAAAAUCUACAAAAGCUAAGAAAGUCGACAACCUUACAGAACGGCGAAACGGAGGUUAAAGCGUUGAAUGACUAUGUCUUAGCCGUCAAACGCUCACUACGAGAUAAUUACACAUACAUAACGCUACUCAACAUUUUUGGUAACAUUGAGAAUUUCAACCUGCACGAACCCUUCGCUGAACUGCCAGCGCAAUUCGAAUACGUCAUAAUAACCGAUCGCUCCAUCAAGCGAGAGGGCGAUAAGAUUCCCACCAGCAGCGUCACGCUUAUGCCACACGAGUCCAUUGUGCUGAGGUCAACCGCUCGAGUUUAGCGCAUUUUUGAGUGAUUUAGAAAGCUCUCUCAACUUAAUUUGCCAUAUUGUUAUCGAUACUACUCUAAUCAACAUUUUGUACUUCCAAGUCUUUUAUUACUUUUUGUUGUUUAUUUGGCACAGAUAACACAUUUAUAAUGCUUCAUACACAAGACUAUAACGUAAUAUGCGAUUACCGUCAAUUCACAUAUUUGUACAUCCCCCAUAGGCGGCAGCCAACUUUUAGGGGCCAUAAAAGUCAUAAGUGGCACUCAAGUGUCCAAUCAGCUCAUAAAUAUCGCACGAUCUCGAUAUGUCAGCAAUUAUUGCAUCCUUGUUAUAUUGUCUCAUUUAUGACAUUUAAUAUGAUUAUUUUAGUUUUAUAGCGU